GAACAGUUUGAUGCGUGCGUCUGUCCGCUGUUUGAUUGGAUUCUACAUUAGUUUUGUACACUUUUAGGUUAAGAAGUGUGAAACAACUGUGUUAAUUUUCAAUACUGUAAUAAUAUUAAUUAAUAACAGUUGCAGCAAUGUCACCUAGUUUUGAAAAUGUAAAAGAAGAUUCCAGCGAAGCUGAAUCAGGCUCAGAGUCGGACGGAGAGAGCGGAUCAAGCAGUAGUAGUCGUAGCGGUAGCCCUAUCUCCCACCCAGGGGUGGCUCCCACACCAGGACGUGGUAGUGAUUUUGAACAGGAUGUACGAUCCCCCAGCCCUGUCCCUUCGGCAGCCAGUCGAAGUCCCGCUACUCCAGCCCACUCAGCUACAUCUGCCAGUCCGCGGUCACACAGAUCCAAGAGUGUGGCAGAGUCUGGACGAUCCAGAAGUCCCUCAGGAUCAGAGCGCUCUCAAAGUCCUAAAUCUCAAACUUCAGAACAUUCUCCUAUGCGCUCUGAGCGAUCGCGAUCACCUAGUCAACCACAAUCACCGCAAUCAGAGGGCUCAAGAAGCCCACCUUCUGUCAGAUCUAAGAGCCCUGCUAACUCAGAAGCCUCGGCUAGAUCACAGAGUCCUCAAGGUUCAGAAGGAUCACACAGUCCAAAAUCCAAUAGGUCGGCGAGUCCUGUUCGAACCGGCUCUCAAAGUCCCAAAUCUAACCGGUCUCCUUCACAGAGUCCAGUGAGGAGUAUUAGGUCUCCAAGCGCACCACGUUCGGUUUCUCGCAGUCCUAAGUCAGCCCGUUCCGCUCAUUCAAGUGGUGAACGCAGUGGUUCUGCUAGUCCCCAGUCUAAUCACUCGGAUCGCUCACCAUCCCACAGUCCCAAGUCUCACCAUUCUCAAAGCAGUCGAAGGUCACGCCGCUCGGAAGGUUCUCCCAAUUCUGGUUCAAACAGAUCUGUCAGUCCUUCCAAGUCACGCAAGUCGUCUAGUCCUGUCCACUCUGCAAGAUCUGCCUCUCAGAGUCCUAAGUCCAAUCAUUCUGUCAGUCCGGCUCGGUCCGAAGGGUCUAAGAGCUCCAAGUCACACCGUUCGGACAGUCAAGGUUCAGAUCGGGCCGCUAGUCCCAAAUCACACAGAUCACGUAAGAGCUCGAAAAGUCCCAAAUCGGGAGCCUCUGGAAGUCCUAAAUCCGGAUCAGCAAGUCCAGCCUCCCCUCGUAGUCAAGCUUCAGGAUCUCAUCAUUCAAGAUCCAGGUCUAGAUCCAGAUCAAGAUCUAGAUCCAGGUCCAGGUCGCAGAGUGCAGGGCGGAAUGAAUCAGAUGCAGAGAAAGGUCGUGAUAAACAUAGUGGGAGCAGUGACGAAGGAGAAAAGUUAAAGGAAAAGGUUGAUGGAUCUGGCAGUGAUCACAGUGACUCUGAAACUGUUGCAAAGAGAAAGAAGGCUGUGCUAAGUGACAGCGGCUCAGAUUCUGAUGUAGUCAAGUCAAAAAAGAGGAUAAGGAUUGGCUCAGGCAGCGAUGCAGGCAGUGGUGAUGAGCCUAAAGAAUCAGUGGAUGCUGAGGCACUGUUUGGAGAUGCAGACGAUAUCAGCAGUGAUGAAGAGGAGAAAAAUGAGCGGCGGGACAGUGAGCGGAGAUCUGAUGACGAGCGGAGAGAGAGCGACACGGAACGGCGGCAGAGUGAUGAGGAGCGGUCUCCGCGCAGGGAAGAGGAUGAACCUGCUGAAGAGAAGGAACCAGAAGAACCACCUCCGGAGACCCGUAUUGAUGUGGAGAUCCCGAAAAUAACUUGUGACCUGGGGCGGGAAAUCCAUUUUGUGAAAAUGCCAAACUUUUUGUCUGUAGAGACAAGACCAUUUGACCCAGACAACUAUGAAGAUGAAAUCGAUGAAGAAGAGACACUGGACGAAGAAGGUAGAGCAAGACUCAAGUUGAAGGUGGAAAACACUAUCCGGUGGAGAGAGACGUUCGACAGAGAAGGCAACGUUGUGAAGGAGAGCAAUGCUCGGUUUAUCCGGUGGUCUGACGGCAGCAUGUCACUCCACCUGGGGUCGGAGGUGUUUGACGUCUACAAACAGCCGUUACAGGGCGAUCACAACCACCUGUUCAUCCGCCAGGGGACAGGUCUGCAAGGUCAGGCCGUGUUUCGCACCAAGCUCACAUUCCGACCUCACUCCACCGAGUCCUUCACUCACCGCAAGAUGACACUGUCACUGGCCGACCGUUCGCAGAAGACAUCCGGCAUCAAAGUCCUCUCUCAGGUCGGCUUCGACCCUGAUCAGAACCGCUACGAGAAGAUCAAGAAAGAGGAGGAGAAACUGCGAGCAUCGCUGCGGAGGGAGAGCAAGCAGAAGAGGGUGAGAGAACGGGGUGCAGGACGGGGACUGUCCACUUCUUACCUGGAGCCUGACCAAGAGGGCUCGGAGGACGAGGGUGGCAUUUCGUUGUCGGCCAUCAAGAGCAAAUACAAGAAAGGAGCCAAGGGCGGUGAAAACAAGAGGAACAUUUAUUCUUCUGACGAAGACGGUUCGGAUCUGGACACAAGACGAGCAAAGAAACUAGACAAGGCUAAGGCCCUGAAGGCCCUGGACUCUGAUGAGGAGGGGAGUGGAGAGGAGGGAGGAGAGGGAACCAUGGCUUCAGACUCGGACGCAUCAGACGGAGGGACAUCAGAAGGAGGGAAGAGCAAUGCCAGUGGUGGGGGUAGUGGAGACGGCAGUGGUGGGGGCAGUGGCGGGGCCAGCGGGGGCAGUGACGAUGAGUGAAUACUUUGUACCUUGUACAAACCUGUUGUAACUGUUAAGAGAAAUACCUGUACAAUAUUAAUCUUGAUUAUAUUCUUAGUUUAAAUAUUUUUAGCAAGUUGUAUAAUUUGUCUCGGUUGUAAUACAGAGAUUUAUUUGUU
Messenger RNA from Homalodisca vitripennis (glassy-winged sharpshooter), 2887 nucleotides. RefSeq names its product another transcription unit protein (gene Atu). The record is from RefSeq and is a predicted model, not a curated record. The transcript is spliced from 10 exons. NCBI's taxonomy places the organism in Eukaryota, Metazoa, Arthropoda, Insecta, Hemiptera, Cicadellidae. Gene Ontology annotation, biological process: transcription elongation by RNA polymerase II; positive regulation of transcription elongation by RNA polymerase II. Gene Ontology annotation, molecular function: RNA polymerase II C-terminal domain phosphoserine binding. The coding region runs from base 138 to 2747 and encodes 869 amino acids. Gene Ontology annotation, cellular component: nucleus; Cdc73/Paf1 complex.